AUGCCCAUUAACCCAAGUUUCAACUGGCUGCGAUUACAAAACGUAUACUACGAUAUCCGAACUUGCUAUAGCCCCUUAACAUGGUCAAUUGACAAUUUAUAUGCAAGCUAUAGGGUCGCAUCUUCACCAAAUUGCACACUCAUUGCCAUUGCCUCAAAAGCUGUACCCUUCCCAAACUUGGUGGAGAUAUAUAACCCAAGCGGUACCAAAAUAUGGUCGGUGGUGUAUAAUGGCACGGUAAAUGACCACAUUUACGGCUUUUAUUUCUAUAACGAGGACUUGGUGCUUGUGUUGAGUAAUGGUAAAUAUAGGUAUUAUCAGGAUUUCGUGGGCAAUUUCAACGAGUUUUCUUUAAUUGCAAACACAGAUACUGUUUUACUCGACGAUUUAUCGGAAAGUAGACAAGGUGCAAACGACGAAAUCAAUAUUGACGAUAUUCAUAUCUCAGCCCGGAAAAUAACCAAUUUGGAAAAUAAUGAAACAGAGGAAAUAAACAAUAUCUUGGAAGUACAGCUCUUUGGCAAGUACUUGGUCACCCGGUUCGAAAAUAAAAUAAUUAUUACUGACCUAGACAGUAAUCAGAAUUAUCAAUUAAACAUUCUCAAACUUGCAGCUCUCGAUAUUUAUACAACUGCAAUUUUCUUUGAAAAGGAUAAAUCUGAAAAUGGAAAUGAAUUCGAAAUCAAGAAUGGAGGCUCAAGUGGAAAUGAAAACUUGCUAUUAUACUUGGCUUAUAAAAACACAAUUAUAGUAAUCAAAGUUGAUUUGGGUUUGUCCAACUUUGAUACAACAGAUCAAAAACUAACCGAUGGUCCGUUUGUUGGCAUUGCCGUUUCCCCAACCGGCCGCUUACUUUCAUUGCAUAAUAGCUCUCUGAAAAAGAUUUUUGUCGUUAGUAAUGCUUUUGAUCAGAUCUUGUUGGAAUACAAUACAGCAAACGAAUCAAGCUCUCCGUAUCAAGUUGAAUGGUGUGGCAAUGAUGCAAUAGUGCUCUCGCUAAAAGAUGAGGUAAAAUUGAUUGGGCCAGGUCAACAAUCCAUCUCAUUUUUUUAUGACUUGAGCGAGGAAGAUGAUGAUUUUGACUUGGAUAACUUGUUGCUGAUAAGAGACUCUCCAAGAAAUGAUUCAUUAUACACUGUGCCUAUUUUGCAAUCUGCAAUGGAUGGUCUUUGGCUUACAACAAGUACCAAAGUGCAAUUUUUAAGCCGUGUUCCUGAAAAAUCGUUGGAAAUGUAUCAAAUAGGAUCUCAUAACCCAAGCGCCAUACUUGCCGAUUGUGUAGAUAAGUUUAUUCUGAAUGCAUCAAAAGCCAAUGCAAAUAUUUCAUUAUUAAAAAACGACAAUGUGUUGACUACAGCUAUUGAUGAUUGCUUAGAGGUUGCAUUAGAAGAAUUCGAUGUGGCACGCCAGAAACGAGCUUUACGCGCGGUAUCCUUUGGUAAAAUCUACGAAGAGGAUAACUACGAUGCUGAUCGAUACUUGGCUGUCUUGAGCACUGUUAAAGUUUUGAAUCAGUUAAGAAGUCCUGAAUUAGGGAUAUUUCUCACUUAUAAAGAGAUUGAAGCAAUUGGUUGGGAAAGCGUGGUUAAAAUGCUACUCAGAAGAAAUCAACACUACUUGGCAUUGAAAAUCAUUAAAGAACUUGAACUCACUGACCUCAUUCUGUUGGUGUAUGUACAUUGGUGUUGUUACAAAAUCCGUAAAGAACUAGACAUUUCAGACUUUGACUUGUAUAAAAUCAUUACACGCAAGUUGUUGUCAUUCUCAAAAGACGGCACAAACUAUAUAUCGGUAGAUAGGAUCUGCGAUAUAGCACGUGAAGAAGGAAGAGCUGUAUUAAGCAAGUUGAUAAACAACUUGGAGCCAUCUAUCAGUAAGAAGGUUAAAAAGUUGGUUGAUCUUGAGGAGGUGGAAUUGGCAUUAAUCAAAUCAUUCCAAUCUGGAGACUACGACUUGUGUUUAUUAAUGUUGUCACAAUUGCAGGAUACUCUUACUGUAUCUGAAUUUUUCAAAAUACUUAAUCAAAAUGUUGCCAAAUUUGAAAAUGAAGAACACACGGGUUUGGAUGUUGAUAUAGAUAUCAAAACUGAACUUUUUCAAGUGAGAGGAGAGGUUGUUGGCCAUACGUGGCUGAACUCAUUAGGUAAAUUGAAUCCUAAGCUCAUGGAGCGAUUUUUGGAACAUGAAGAUAAAGUAGAUGAGCUUAAUUUACUCAAGUUGAAAGAGUUCAAAAAAGCAAACCCAGAUCCAGAGGGCGAAGAGUAUUACAACGAAUAUAAGAGCCUUCUCAAAAAGUGUUUAAAGAAAUCCUCACAAACAGUAAUACAAAAGGCACUUCAACGAGAAUUGAGUAUUUUAGAACUUCAGAGGAGACUAGAGAAAACAUACCUUGCUAAUUUCUAUAACGAAAACUCGCCAUUAACCAUUAUUGAAAGACUUGUCAAGAUGAAUCAGAUAAAAUCAGCUAGUAAAAUUGUUAAAGAGUUAUCGGUAUCUCAAGAAAAGUAUUGGUUCCUUGUUCUUAAAACAUAUUCGCAAUCUCAUGAAUUCGAUAGGCUAUAUGAAUUUGCAUUUGGCUCACUCGAUUCUACAACAGGUAAAUCGCCUAUUGGAUUUGAACCAUUUGUUGAGGCAGGUUUCGAGUAUGAUGCUCCAAAAGAACAUAUAUCGGCAUAUAUCAGCAAUUCAGUGAAAUACAAAUAUGAUGAAAAGAUCAACUUGUAUAUCAAGAACGAAGACUAUGAUUCUGCUGCUCAAGAAGCUGUUAAGAAUAAAGAUAUCGACAUUUUGAAAAGUUUACAGCAAAAAGUUCCUAGCACGGAUACACAUGCUAAUCGUGUUAUCAGGAACAGUAUAAGAAAACUAGGUUAUUAA
Messenger RNA from Lodderomyces oxycetoniae, 2874 nucleotides. RefSeq names its product tethering complex subunit (gene VPS16). Gene Ontology annotation, molecular function: actin binding. The coding region runs from base 1 to 2874 and encodes 957 amino acids. Gene Ontology annotation, cellular component: lysosomal membrane; cytoplasm; endosome. The transcript has a single exon. Gene Ontology annotation, biological process: vacuole fusion, non-autophagic; intracellular protein transport; endosomal transport. Lineage: Eukaryota; Fungi; Ascomycota; Pichiomycetes; Serinales; Debaryomycetaceae. The record is from RefSeq and is a predicted model, not a curated record.